Messenger RNA from Stylonychia lemnae, 1716 nucleotides. The record is from the annotation of a GenBank genome assembly. NCBI's taxonomy places the organism in Eukaryota, Ciliophora, Spirotrichea, Sporadotrichida, Oxytrichidae.
AUGGAAAGCAAGAGGACUGUCGGAAUUAUAAGAGAGGAAAAAAAUAAAUGGGAGAGAAGAUGUGCUCUCACCCCUAAUGAAGUCAAGUAAUUGGUUGAAGAUGGCAUUAGAGUUGUUGUUCAAACAUCACCUAAUAGAUGCUACUCAGAUGAGGAAUUUAUUGAGGUUGGGGCCAUUGUUUAGGAAGAUCUCUCAGAAUGCAAUGUUAUCUUUGGAGUCAAGGAAGUACCGAUUGACAACCUUCAAGAGAAUAAAACUUACCUAUUCUUCUCUCAUACUAUCAAGGCUUAAGAAUAUAACAUGCCAUUACUAGAUGCUAUGCUUUCAAAAAAGAUCAGAUAAAUCGAUUACGAAUGUAUCAGAGAGAAUAAGGACUUAAAUCCUUAAAGAUUGGUUGCAUUUGGUAGAUAUGCUGGUAUUGCUGGUGCUUUCGAUUUCUUCAGAGGAAUCGGAGAAUUCUUAUUACAAAAGAAACUAUAGACCCCAUUUAUCUUUCUUGGAAGUACUUAUAUGUAUGAAGACUACGAAUCAAUGAGUGAUGCCCUUAAAAGAGCAAGUAAAAAUAUUGCCAAGAAUGGAACUCCUAAAUAAUAUUCACCAAUGGUGUUUGCAGUCACUGGUACUGGAAGAGUUGCUUAGGGGAUCAUAGAAGUAUUAGAACAACUUCCUCAUGUAUUUGUAGAUCCAGAUGAACUAAAAGAUGUUAGCACUAAGUAUGAUAACAAAAAGAUAAUAAUCAGUCAAUUUACUGGGAAACAUCUGGUAAGACACAAAGAUGGUAAAGAAUUCGAUAAAUGUGAUUAUUACACUCAUCCUAAUCAAUAUGAAUCAAAGUUUAAUGAUUACUUGCCAUUCGUCCACUUUAUUAUCAAUGGUAUCUAUUGGGAAGCAAAGUACCCUCGUAUUCUAUCAAUUGAGGAAUUAAGAGAAGCAGUACUCGAAAAAAGAUCAGCCUUAUUAGGAGUCUGUGAUAUUUCUGCUGAUUACAUGGGAUCAAUUGAGUUUACUACUUAAUUUACAUCAAUUGAAAAUCCAUUCCUUCUCUACGAUCCAGUUAAGGAAGAGUUUUUCAAUACUAUGAAUGAGGCAAAUGACAAUACCAUUCUUUUUCAUUCAGUAGAUCAUCUCCCAGCUGAGAUGCCUAAAGAAGCAAGUAAUCAUUUCGGUGAGAAAUUAAUGCCAUUUGUGAAGGCUAUCGUAAAUUCUGAUCCCACCUUACCUUUUGAUCAAUAAGAAGAUCUUCCAGGAGAAAUUAAGAAAGCUGUUAUUUGUUGCCAUGGUGAAUUGACACCAAGUUAUCUUUAUAUCGAGGAGCUUAGAAGAAUCAGACAAUAGGCAAAGAAGCAUUAAGAAGACUAUAUGAAUAAAGUUAAGGAGGCAGAGAGAAAGACUAGUAGUUUGAGAAGAGGAAUGAAGUUUGCUACUGUUGUAUUCUAGGGUCAUUUAUUUGAUACUAAAUUCUUCAAUAAGCUAAUUGAUAUUCUAGAAGAAAAUAAUAUCGAUUUCAGAGUUAUUGAGUGGGAAGUAGGAAAUCAAUCUAUUAAAACAUCAUAAGUUACUCUACAACUAUUCGCUUAAAGCACAGAGUCGAUGGAUAUCAGCAAAGAUAAGAUUGAAAAAUUAGCAGCUAUACAUAAAAUUGAAAUCUUUGAAGGAACUGGUCCAGCAUUCGAAGGAAAUGUCCCAAAGGAUAUCCAUGCCGAUAGAGUUUUAUGA